AUGAGUGACGACAGGACGCAUAAGAAGCAGAAGAGGAUACGAGUACGAACGGAUGUGGUAGCUGAUUAUUUUGAUCUGUACAACAGGGAGGUGCGGCGUGUGCUGAUGCCUGAGUUUGGGCUCACGGAGGAGCUAACGCGGUCGAAGGUGCAUGUGAACUCAAGAGUACGAUGUCUUGAGCCGGAUCAUUUUAGCGGGCAAGUACUACGCCGUGAUGAUUACGAUGAUUAUGAUGAUGACAACGACGAGGAGCAUGAUGACAGUGAAUCGGACGGUGAUUAUACAACAGAUGAUGAAGUAGAGCCAGCUGAGGAUGACGACAUGGGGACUGAGUGGACUCGUUAUGAGAAGGAGCAGUUCUUCUACUGCAUGUCGCGGUACAGCAUACAUCGAGUCGAUGAGUGGUGUCAGACGUUUACGAACAAGAGCAAGUACGAAAUAUUGGUAUACUACCAAGUGCUGCGGUCCAACCUCGAGCAAUUGAAGACCACGCGGUACAAGCGUCUUCUUCCGCGGUCUCGAUUUCCGAUAGCCUAUGAGAUGAGUCCGGAGUUUAUCAGGCUGGAAGAAAUGCUGUGUGAGCAAGUGAACGAUGUUGUGCUACAUAAAGCUGGAAGUGACGAAGGUAGCGUCGAAGAUAACGAGGAUAGCAUAAUAGACAUCGAGAAGUGGAACGCACGGUGGGAGCCUCUCUAUGCCAACACCCAUAUCGAGGAGCUGCGGCCCAUCAGCAUAGAGCCGCUGCCGAUAGCACCAGAGGCGAUCCGAUAUCUCACGGAGCUAGUCAAACGACACACAAGGAAGCUACUGUGGCACAGUGUCCUGCCCUCUCUCGAGUCGGCACGGAUAUCCAAAGCUGCUCUCCUGGGGAGACAGGCUGAAAAGAGACAAGCUGAGAAGAGACCUCUGGCAGAAGAAGACAUUAUUGAGAUACAGGCACACCCUAGGAAGAAGCACCACAGGGACUACUACCCGCACGAGAUAACUCGGGAGGAUGUUUUGCAAGCGGUGAUCACGUUGAAACAAGAGGGCAGCACACAGACAUACCCGCUUACGCUAGGCGAGUGUGUGCUGGACACAAUAAAGAAGUACGAGAUAGAGACGAGCACCCAGGGCCGUCUGUUCCACAGCAAGGACAUCGCCAAGCAGAGCGUGCUGUCGAACCUAGUGAGCUCACACCAGAGACACCACAACGCAGAGGACGACUCAGCGCUGGCACUGACAGGGGAGCUGGCGACCCGCUACUACGACGGCAUCAGCUACAUGGACCGCAAGUACAUGAGCCGCAUGAACCGCCUGCUCACAUCCACAUAUGCGGACUCAGAACUCUGGCACGUGACCGAAUCUACAACCGCAUCGCAAGGCCCACCUGACUUGUUCGUACAAUACUACUCACACAGCGUCCCCACCCCGCACGAAAACAACGUGACGGAGAAGCUUGCCCUUCAGCUCCACGACACGCAGCUGGCGAACGCGGUGCUGGACAACCCUUGCGAAGUGGCGCUGGCGUGCGAGGAGUCCCGCAGGUUGGACCUGGAGGACCUCGCCCGGUCACGUAAGCACGAGAACAUGCUGCUGCGGUACCUGGUCGGUGUCAGCGAGCGGGCCCAACCUAUGCGCGUCAUCACAGACCAAACGCGGUCCACCGCCGUCUCAAACAAACUCCUACAAUGGUUCCAGGUAUCCCCCUAG
This is a messenger RNA of Nakaseomyces glabratus, 1692 nucleotides long. RefSeq names its product Rrn5p (gene RRN5). Lineage: Eukaryota; Fungi; Ascomycota; Saccharomycetes; Saccharomycetales; Saccharomycetaceae. Gene Ontology annotation, cellular component: RNA polymerase I upstream activating factor complex. Gene Ontology annotation, molecular function: RNA polymerase I general transcription initiation factor activity; rDNA binding. Gene Ontology annotation, biological process: transcription initiation at RNA polymerase I promoter; nucleolar large rRNA transcription by RNA polymerase I. The record is from RefSeq and is a predicted model, not a curated record.